CGUAAACUGUACAUGUGUCUCUCGUACAAAAGAACCGUUGCGGAUAUGUUAAUAAAUCUUUAUUGUUGACAGCCACUAGAUUAUUUCUCACAUGAUACUCCGGCCAUUCGCUCCUAUUUGCUUUGUCAUUUUACAUACUUCAUAUGCGAUCAAUCCAUGGUUUGGCUGUCCAAAAGAUGACAAUCUUGAAACAAGUAAACAAUUGUUUUUUGUACAUCACAGUUAAUAAAAGAUUGUCCCGAUGGAUGGUUCAGCUACGAAUCUAACUGCUAUUCGUUCUUCGUACAAAAUCUAUUUGAUUACUUGACAUCAAGGAAAAAUUGUGAAGUAAUUCUCUAGACAUAAUGUAUAUUCUCAGACACAUGGUGGAUCAUUGUUACGCAUAGACACCGUGAAAGAACACCAAUUCAUAUCUGACAGGUUGAAUGACAUUGCCGUCAAUCGGUCCUUGCGCUGGUACACGGCUGGAGUAAUGAGGCCUGACUCCUUCGGCGAAUUUAUGUGGGAAGGUCAUCCACUCGUAUAUCAAAAUGUUAGGUCAGAACUAAUGUCCUUGUGGCUAGAUCCUGUACCAAAACCAUCAGACAGUCCUUCAUUUCCUAAGGAUCGUACUCGCCUGGUUUAUGGGACGGACAGAAAUCGCUGGGGUUGGUAUUUGGACACACCAAACGUAAGGAGAGGCCACAUUUGCCGGGCCGCAGUUGCUAACGCCAACCAGCUCUUACCUAUUUCAAAAUCACUAGCCUACGGAAGUGAUGUAUCAAGCAGGGGAGCGAAAGGUCCAUGUUUCAUCAUCCAUCCAAAAGAUGUAUUAUACGUUCAUCAAAUGAGCACUGAAAAAUAUGCGGAAUUACGCUGUGAAGCGAAUGGUAAUCCUCAGCCUACUUAUAGAUGGUAUUAUGUCAGCACUGAAAUGCUGACCAACAGCACAGGUAGUACGGUAACUAUAUUGCAUCGGACACUUAUCGAUCCAGCAUCGGAACCAUCUGGCCGCAUUUCCAUCAGUGCCGGAUCAUUAGUUAUUCAUAAUCCUGACACUUCAACUGAUUCACAGAUGUUUCAGUGUGAGGCAAGAAAUAUUUAUGGAUCUAUUCUCAGUCGCACCGCAAGAAUUAUAUUUGGACAACUUGAAACAGCCCCUAAACAGCCAAGGAACGAAAGAAUAGUGAUGUCUCAUCAAAGCGAAACCUUACCUUGUGAACCUCCAGCACACUCACCUCCAGACAGCUUGCUUUAUACUGUUUACAUGAACAAAAACGGGGAACUGGAGCCAGUAUUACCACAAUACCGUAGAAACGUUUUUAUUUCACAGGCAAAGGGUCUUAUUGGCUUUUCAGAAGUCACUGCAGUAGAUAGCGGAACUUACGUGUGUAUGAUAACAAUGCAGUUUGAUGGUCAUCGUAUGUAUGAUUCUCCGAAGCUUCCGGAUAUGCCUUUUACCGUAAGAUAUAGCAAUGAACCCAGACAAGAUCCUAGAAUAUACGAUGACUUUCCAGCCGUUUGGCCAACAAAUCCUCAACGUGGUCAACUUGUUCGUUUAGAAUGUUUUGCUGCUGGUUACAGUCAACAGGAUGGCUUGAAGUAUUCAUGGCGCAGACUGGAUGGUGCACCUCUGAGAACGGAUAGCCUUAAAGAUUAUGACCGUGUGAUUGAAUUACCCAAUGUACAACCUGAAGAUCAAGGAGAAUAUGAAUGCAGUGUUGAAGAUUCACUUGGAAAAAGAGCCAGACCUAAGACUCUGAAUUUAAAAAUCACUGCUAAACCAUAUUUUACAACACCAUUACAAAAUACUGUGGUAGAUGUGGGCUCUGAUGUAUUUUUAACUUGUGAAGCAUCCGGUAUUCCAAAUCCUGCCCACGAGUGGUAUAGAAAUGAUAUAACAAUAAGUCAGCUGACUGCUACUGGUAAAUUAAGUCCAAAUCAGUAUAAUAUCUUACAUGAUGGUCCAACACGAUCGAUUUUACGAAUUCGUAAGGUAGGAAUUUCAGAUUCCGGUAUGUUUACAUGCUUGGCUUGGAACAGUUUGGGUAGCGAAUCUUCUUCAGCCGAAUUACGUGUACUGGAGUUAGCGCCGACAUUUAAGAAACAUCCUGUUAUGCCUAAUGAAGGUAUGAUUGGUGGUAGUGCAGUCAUGGAGUGUCAACCCGAAGGAGCUCCUGAAAUGACAAUCGAAUGGCUUCAUGAUGGAACACUUCUUACCACAAGUGAAAGUUGGCUGGAUCCACAAACAGGAAGUGCAAAUUGUGGAACUAAAUACUGUAAACUACCCAGUAAAAAUCUUUUGAUAGUCAAUUUAGUCGAAUCAGAUGCUGGACAAUACACUUGUAUUGCUAAAAAUAUCUUGGGUCAAGCUGAAUCAAGCGCUUUACUGACAAUAGUCCCACAAUUAACAAUGAGUCUAACUCCAAUAUCUCGUGUUGUUUACCGGAAUUCUACAGUACUACUCCCAUGUCGUGUUCAAAGUUCAUCAUAUUUAGAUGUCAAUUAUGCUUGGUAUUUUGAGGGGGUAUAUCUUAGGUUCGAUCGAUUAGACUUGGAUGCCAGACGUUAUGAACUUGCCCAACUCUACAGACCAUAUGGAAAUUAUUUUGGAACACUGAAGGUAGUUAAUAUUCAGUUUGAAAAUUCUGGAAAUUACACCUGUGUAGCUGAGACUCCUUUGAAUUCACAGUCUUCAAGUGGAGUAGUUAGGGUUGCAGGACCUCCCGGACCAUGUGGUGGUGUUGUUGUUGACCCACAAGUUGGAGUGGAUCGAGUUAAUGUGAGCUGGGCUGUUGGGUCAGCACAUUUAUUUCCAAUUUCAUAUUUUCAAAUUGAAGCCAACGCUAUGUACGAUCCACCAAAUCAAUGGACAGUUAUGGCUUCCAAUAUAAGUAUACAAAGUACAAGGUUACUUAAACCUUCAGAUCGACGAAUGACUUUCAUUAAUAAUUUAGCUGCUAACAUGGCCUAUAGGGUACGUGUUCGAGCAGGAAAUGCUUUAGGAUUAGGUGAUCCUAGUCCACCUAGUUUGUCGUUUACUACACUGCCAACAGUCCCCACUCUUAUGCCUCAGAAUGUAUCAGGUGGUGGAGGUAAACACGGAACUUUAGUAUUCAGAUGGAUUCCUUUAUCACGAGUUAAUGAAAAUGGACCGAAUUUUCACUAUAAAGCCCAUAUUAGAGCUAAAGGAAACAAUGAAUAUUCUACUCAUGAUUUAUGGACCGCUAAAAUGGCAGAUGAUGGGAAGCAUAUGCAGUAUACUUUAUCACUUAGUGACAACUUAUACUACAAACCAUAUGAUGUCAGACUGCAAGCAGUUAAUAGUAAAGGUGCUGGUCCUUUGACAGAGCCAGUGACAAUUAUGUCUGCUGCCCGUGUACCAACCAACGCACCAAGUGGUGUAACCGCUGGAGCGGCUAACUGCUCAGCUAUUCGAGUUUGGUGGAACCCACCUCUUCCAUCAGAAGGUGAAGGACCUACCUGGGGUUAUAGGAUUUUAUAUUGGCCACGCAUAUCUGACUGUCGCUCUCUUGAGUCGGAUCGCGCAAGAUAUCAGCUUGGUCAACGGCAAACUGUUCAUGGAGAUGUAACAGAGGGCUUAAUUAUUGGACUUGAUGCUGAUACAUAUUAUUGCAUUGCUGUUCAGAUAUUUAAUAGUGCUGGAGAUGGACCUGAAUCAAGUUUUACAGAACAAACAACAUUUAAAACAGCUCCGAGAGAAUUUCCCACCAUGGUUACCUUAAAUGCAACUGGUAUACCUAAUACUAUUCGUGUUUCAUGGAUAGGAAUUCAGGCUAGACCAAAUGAAGAAUCAGUAGAGGGCUACUGUAUUCGUUACUGGCCAACUGGUUCACAGUUUAAACAAACUUUUAAAGACGUUGAUGUUGGAUUGAAAACUUUUGGUUUUGUUACUGAUUUAAAAACUGAUGUCAGAUACAACUUACGAGUAUAUGGUUACAGUCGUGGUGGUGUUGGCACAAUGAGUUCACCAGUUAAUCAGUUCCAGAUUAUUGCCAAAGAGAAGUGCAUUCCUGGAGCAACUUGGGAUGGCCCUGAUUUUCGAUACAAUUUCAUAUGUAAAGGUCAUUCAAUUGGCGUAUCACUGACUCCUAUAGCAUUUCUUACAUUUUUAUCUAUCACUUUUAUGUAUUACACAUAAUUUUUUUGACAACAUUUAUCUGUAAAAAUUAAAGAUUUAUUGAGUUUUCAAAUGUUGUUUCUUCAAAUUUUUUAGUCACUAUGUUUAUGACUUCUAUUUUGUAUUCCACAUGUAUGAUGUUUUCUCAGCAAAAAUUAUUAUUUUGAAAUAAAAUAAAAA
Messenger RNA from Trichobilharzia regenti, 4300 nucleotides. Lineage: Eukaryota; Metazoa; Platyhelminthes; Trematoda; Strigeidida; Schistosomatidae. The record is from the annotation of a GenBank genome assembly.